Sabethes cyaneus is the source of this 3806-nucleotide messenger RNA. RefSeq names its product cohesin subunit SA-1 (gene SA1). The transcript is spliced from 6 exons. NCBI's taxonomy places the organism in Eukaryota, Metazoa, Arthropoda, Insecta, Diptera, Culicidae. Bases 109 to 3573 code for a protein of 1154 amino acids. Gene Ontology annotation, biological process: sister chromatid cohesion. The record is from RefSeq and is a predicted model, not a curated record. Gene Ontology annotation, molecular function: chromatin binding. Gene Ontology annotation, cellular component: nucleus; chromatin; cohesin complex.
CGAAUGUAACAUUGUCUCAAUUUUGUUUAUGUAUUUUUUGAGUUUUUGAUAACUCGCAGCUGCAAUUUUAAAUAAUUAAACAAAAACUGUGAAGGAUAAGGAAAAACAAUGCAUCGUCGUGGAGGAAAAAGAAUUCGUAUGGAUGAACCUCCGCCAGAUUUUGAUGAACCGCAGGAGCCACCAUAUCAGAGCGAACCACAUAACGAAAGUUGGUCGUCUGGUGGUGCUGGAGAAGGUCCUUCCGAAGAGACUCAUCCAGAAGAAGAGCCCACCGGCCGUGGAGGAGGUCGUGGUGGACGAAUGACUCGUCUUAGGGCUCGUGGUGGAGUGCCACUGAAGGCCCCGAUCAUCGACGAGGAUGAUGAUGAUAUUUUCUUUGGAUCUCGGUUCGAGCAACAGAAAAAACGUAAAGCUCCUCGAAAGCCCCGCGGUGAGGGAGUUCCGAAAGAACCACGCGAGAAAAAGGAACGAAUCUAUCAUCACGAUCAUGAGGAGAGAGUAGUGGUCACGGAUCGGGAAAGUACUACCGAUGAAAGCAGCUUGUAUUUUAUAUUGCGACACUCGAAAUCGGCUAUCACUGGAAUCGUUGACGAUUGGAUCGAGAGCUACAAGUUGGAUAAAGAUUCCGCUCUGAUUGCUCUUAUGAAUUUCUUUGUUCACGCUAGUGGUUGUAAAGGGAAAAUUACACCAGAAAUGCAACAAACCAUGGAACAUACAGCCAUCAUUCGUAAAAUGACGGAAGAGUUUGAUGAAGAUAGCCACGAAUAUCCACUUAUCAUGCCCGGUCAACAAUGGAAGAAAUUCAAAAUGAAUUUUUGUGACUUUGUUCAAACUUUAGUUAAGCAAUGCCAGUAUUCUAUCAUUUACGAUCAGUUUCUAAUGGACAAUGUAAUCUCUCUUCUUACCGGAUUGUCCGAUUCUCAAGUACGCGCGUUUCGUCAUACAGCAACGCUGGCGGCGAUGAAAUUAAUGACUGCGUUGGUUGAUGUGGCAUUAUUGGUAUCAGUCAAUUUCGACAAUGCCGCGCGGCAGUACGACGCGGAAAGAUUGAAGCCCAGAGAUAAACGGGCUCCGGAUCGUCUAGAAUCACUGAUGUCCAAACGGACGGAGCUGGAGGAAAACAUGGACGAAAUUAAAAACAUGCUGACAUACAUGUUCAAAUCAGUUUUUGUUCAUCGCUAUCGAGAUACUUUGCCGGAAAUAAGAGCCAUUUGUAUGUCGGAGAUUGGUAUUUGGAUGCAAAAGUUUUCGCAGAACUUUUUGGAUGAUUCCUAUUUGAAGUAUAUCGGCUGGACAUUGCACGACAAGGUUGGUGAGGUUCGUCUACGCUGUCUGCAAGCGCUCUUGCCGUUGUACGAAAAUGAAGAGCUUAAAGGAAAACUGGAACUGUUUACUUCAAAAUUCAAAGACCGAAUAGUGGCGAUGACAUUGGACAAAGAAUUCGAAGCUGCGGUUCACGCUGUAAAACUUGUCAUUAAUAUUUUGAAAAGCCAUCAGGACAUUCUAACCGAUAAGGACUGUGAAAUAGUGUACGAGUUAGUAUAUUCGUCCCACCGCGGUGUUGCUCAGGCUGCAGCCGAGUUUCUGAACGUUCGUCUGUUCUGCCUGGAUGCCGACGCACAGGUUACGUACACUAAACGCGGCAAAAAGCGUUUACCAAAUACACCACUGUUACGCGAUUUAGUUCAGUUCUUCAUUGAAUCGGAGCUUCACGAGCAUGGAGCUUAUUUAGUCGAUUCUUUUAUUGAUAGUAAUCCGAUGGUUAAGGACUGGGAAUGUAUGACUGAUCUGUUACUAGAGGAGCCAGGCCAGAUGGAAGAAACGUUGGAUAAUAAGCAGGAAUCAACAUUGAUCGAAAUUAUGGUGAGCGCGGUGAGACAAGCAGCGACCGGAGAGCCUCCGGUAGGACGUGGUAGCAGUCGUAAAAUGACACUGAGCGCUAAAGAAAUUAAACAGGUGCAGGAUGAUAAGCAAAAGCUGACGGAACAUUUCAUUCAUACGCUUCCACUGUUGUUAAACAAAUACAGUGCGGACAGUGAAAAAUUAACGAACUUGUUAGCGAUUCCUCAGUAUUUCGACCUGGAAUUGUACACAACUACUAGACAGGAAGCCAAUCUGCAAACGUUACUGGACAAAAUGACCCAUAUAAUGUCGAUUCACGUGGAUCGUGAUGUGCUGGACACGUGCUCGAAAACAUUUGAGUUUCUCUGUACCGAGGGAAGCGCCAUCUACACACGAUGUGAUGUCGCUCGAUCAAAUGUUAUUGAUGAAUGUGUUAACCGAUACAAGGAAGCCAUCGAUGACUAUCGUAAUUUAAUAGCCGGCGAGGAAACUCCAAAUGAGGACGAAAUUUACAACGUUAACAUCAGUCUGAAGAAGGUCGCCAUUUUGUACUCUUGUCACAACUUAAAUCCGUGGAAUUUAUUCGAUUCACUCUAUCAAGAUAUUGAAGAAAGCCUUUCGGAAAAUGCCGGCGACAACGGAAUUCCUCACGAGGCUCUGGUUUAUUGCAUUGAAGCGUGCUUUUUCUCGAUCAAAUGGGGGUUGUACUAUUUGGAAAAUACGAUGGACAGAUCGGCAGCUAAAGAGGUUGAUGAAUUGCGCGAAAAUUUGAAAAAGUACAUGGAUGCUUGCAAUAAUCUGAUGACUUACGAGGUGGCCUCAAUUGUCGAGGCUGCGUAUAUGUCGAUUUGUGACUUACUCGUAGUGUUUAGUGAUCAACUGGUCAGUCAUCCAAAUGAACCAAUACGCCAACUGGUGUACAUUCCCAGUCCCGAACAGCAGGCACUGUUGAAUGAUUUCGUGCAGACCAACGUAUUUUCACCGGAACAAGAAGAAGGACAUGACGAAACCAGAAUUGAAGAACUGCAUAAAAGGCGAAACUUUUUGGCUGCUUAUUGUAAGUUGAUCGUAUAUAAUGUACUACCGAUGAAGUCGGCAUCGGAAAUUUUCAAGCACUAUUUGAGGUGUUAUAAUGAAUAUGGUGACAUAAUUAAAACUACGCUCGGGAAGACUAGAGAAAUUAACAAGGUCAACUGUGCACUAACCAUGUGCUUGAGUUUAAUCAACAUCUUUAAAGAUAUUCAGGAUGCUUCACCUGGUGGGCGUGUCUCGAGAAAUUCUCAGGAAUUUCAGGAUCUCAAGGAAUUAGCCAAACGGUUUGCCCUUUCCUUCGGGUUGGAUGCUGUAAAGAAUCGUGAAGCGAUCACAGUCUUUCAUCGAGCUGGAAUUUUAUUCGCCGUUACGAUUCCAAAUGAAGCAUAUGAAGAUCCGUCGGCACCGCCUCCCUGUAUCGCGUUUCUCGAGGUACUGGCCGAAUUGACAAACAAGUUAAUCAAACAGGAUAAGAAGCUUAUUCUCAGCUUCAUGGAACGUCGAUUAAAUGCCGGAAUUCCUUCGAGCCGCUCAGAGGAUUGGCAACCCUUAAUGACGUACAAAAACUCACUACUGCACGGCGAAACCGACCAGCUGCCGGUAACAUCGAAACGCGCAUACUCUCGUAGAAAGAAGGAUUAUGAUCACGACGACGAUGAAGAGCACGACGAUGAGGAUGAUCAGGAUUAUGUUGCGUAAGCAUGGUCGGGAGAAAUGGUAUUUCUUUUUUACUAUAUAACAUUCUCAUAAAUAUAAUUAAGAAAUAAUUAUAAUUAUUAUUUAAACAUUUUAGUUAAUAGAGCUUCUCGGUAAAAAUCGUGGACGUCAGGAAUCAGACGCCAUAAAUAAAAACGCACUUUAUGCUUCUGACGUUUUCUGUGUCUGAACUAAUGCAAUCAAUAUACUCGUAGAGAGUAUAUACCUAGGUGUUU